UUUGUUUGGAUAGUUUUGCAAAAAAAAAAAUCCUCACGUACUUUUUGCAACUGUGGCUUUUAGAGUAAUUUUGAUCUCAUUUGGUGAAUUUGAAUUGAACUAAAAUUUUCUGUUGUACAAAAAGCGCAAAUGUAGGUUAAAGUGAAGUAAUUUGCAUACAAUUUGCCUUCGUGCAAUGGGGAGAACAAAGACAGAUACAUUUGGAGGAUAACAACGUAAUUUGUGUAAGCUUUAAUAACAGAUUUACAAUGACGGAAGCGUUGCUGUACGUACAUUGCUGGAAAAAGGUUGGUGGUUGGGAACAAAGCAUGGCGUGGGAAACCAAAAUGUCACCGACGAAAUUCAACGGGAAGCUAAUAGUAUUAAGCCGCAUACUGGCAGACAAAAAACAGGUGAUGAUUGCGAUUUAUCAGACGCGAAGCUCAUCCGUAACGCGGUACCAUCCGUAGAGAACGUGACUUCAAUGCAUUCUUUGGUGUGAUUCGAUCAACAUCAGUGAAGGACAGCGAUGCUAAAACGUGGAGAUUAUCUCCGUUACUACAGAUUUCAUUCAAGAAUGAGGAACCUACAGCCUCCGAAAGGUAGCGAAAAAGUUGCUGAUGAGUUGAAGAUGAAAGAAAAGAAAAGUCCGUCCUCAUUGCGGGAAAAGUAUCUGUACUUUAAACGCAACAUAACCGUCGAACCGAUGCUGGCAUGCUACAUCAUGCCGAGCGUUUUGGCUGGAUUGGCAACGCAGAACCUCAACCUGGAGAAAGCUUGUCGGGUGAAUCUCGGCUACGGAGACGUAAUCUGCGAUGCAUUGACCCGACGUGACACAGCAAACUAUACGCACGAGGAAGAGAUGGUGCAGCAUCUGGUGGCACGAAUGGCGGGCUGGAAGACGGUGCUGCAGAGCGCAUUGCCCUGCAUGUUGAUACUGUUUUGGGGUUCAUGGAGCGAUCGCCAUGGUCGGCGGAAGCCGUGCAUGUUGAUACCGAUCAUUGGUGAGUUUAUGACAGCGAUCGGGUUGAUUCUGUGCACGUACUUCAAGUCUGUUCCGAUGGAGGUGGCCGGUAUAACGGAAGCUCUGUUCCCUGCCUUAACGGGCGGCUGGUUUACGAUGUUCAUGGGCGUCUUCAGCUACAUUGCUGAUGUGACCACGACCGAGGAGCGCACGCUGCGUAUUGGAAUAGUGAACUUGUGUUUUUCGUUGGGCGUCCCUAUUGGAAUGGCCUUCAGCGGAAUCCUUUUGAAACAAAUUGGGUUCUACGGAGUGUUUUCGAUAUCGGCCUCACUCUACCUGGUAGCGUUCUUCUACGGCGUGUUCGUGGUAAAAGAGGUGGACAUACUGAACGAGAAGCAGCGGCUACGGGCGCAGGAAAAGGGACUGCUGGCCGAUUUCUUUGAUCGGGAGCACGUGAUGGAAACAUUCCGGGUAGCAUUUAAAAUUGGCGAACGGCAGCGUCGUCUCCGUGUGAUCAUGCUGAUGAUAGUGGUCAUGGUCGUGAUUGGGCCCCUGCACGGGGAGAUGGCGGUAAUUUAUCUAUUCACACGCUACCGGUUCAACUGGAGUGAGGUCGAGUUUAGCUUCUUCUCUACGUACGGCAUGCUGACCGGGCUGAUUGGGACGUUAUUUUCUGUAGGUGUUUUUUCCCAUUUGCUCAAAAUAGACGACGCACUGAUAGGCGUUAUGUCAUGCAUGUCAAAGAUACUAUCUAGCUUCGUGUAUGCAUUCGCCGUUACCACCUGGCAGCUGUACCUGGGCCCCAUUGUUGAAAUGCUUAACGGCACGUCCUUCAUUUCAAUGCGUUCGAUCGCUUCUAAACUCGUCGCCAGUGAUGAACUGGGCAAAGUGAAUUCAUUGUUCGGUGUGGCCGAAGCGUUGAUGCCGCUAGUGUACGCGCCCCUCUACACGACAGUCUACACACUGUCGAUAAAUGUUCUGCCGGGAGCAUUUUUCCUGCUAGGUGGCGCUCUCACCUCGCCGGCAGUAGUGAUUUUCCUCUGGAUGUAUCGCGUGCAUAGGCGUGAAGCUCGUGAGCUUGCCGAGGAGAAACGCAUCGAGGAUAAGUAUCGGCAACUGGGCGAUAGUGGCGAAAGCAACGGGUGCCGCACGAUCGUGACGGAGCAAGCGGAUCGCAGGCAAAAAAUACCAGACUAUGGAACGGGGAUCGCUAAUGCUGCAUUUGAGGAGGAGAAUAUCGGAGCAGGAAAGGUCCCAACGGCGACAGUCGACCAAUCGAAGCUGACUUCUCAGUCUCUACCACAGGUGGUAGUGCAGCGAGAAGCGCUUACUGAAGAACAGAUGGCAGCCACUUUGGAACAAUACGAUCAGGACGUUCGGGUUCUAUGUAACCGUAAUGCGAUAGCGAAUUGGAAUGUAGCGACCGACACGGAGAAUGAAUAUUUGCAGGAAGUGCAGAACAACGUUUCGCUGGAGUAUGCCAAGUUUCGGAACGAUUACUACGAGCAGCACUUCAAGAGCGCCAAUGUGGAGGAUUAUCGAAGCGAAAAGAUUCGAAAGCAGCUCAGAUUGCUGAAAGAUCUCGGGACGGCAGCACUUCCUGCAGAAAGGCUGGCCUCGUUGAAUCGUGUGUUGCGUAAAAUGGAUACAGCCUAUCAGCUAGCUGAAGUGUGUCCUUAUGAAAAUCAGCAGUGUGAUGCUGCCGAUUCGAAGUGGACGCUCGAUCCCGAGCUGGAGAAAGUGAUGGCUGAAUCGGAUAAUUACGACGAGCUAGAGUAUGUGUGGCGUCGCUGGCGCGAGGAAUCUGGCAAAAAGAUGCGCUCCGACUAUAAAGAGUAUGUGGCACUGGUAAACGAAGCAGCGAGGUUGAAUGGGUACGAGGAUUACGGCGCCUUGUGGCGAUCCAAGUACGAUGAUCCAAAGUUACGAGAGACGCUGGAACGACUCUGGAGCGAGGUGGAGCCACUGUACGAAGAGCUGCACAGCUACGUGCGCUAUCGUCUUUUUGAGCUUUAUGGCGAUCGCAUGGAUAAGAUGAACCCUAUGAUCCCGGCACAUCUGCUGGGUAACAUGUGGGCUCAAUCGUGGGCUAACAUGUACGAUCGUUUGAAACCAUUCCCAAAUGCUAGCUUGGUGGAUGUGACAGCCAAAAUGAAGGAACUGGGCUUCAAUGCGACCAGAAUGUUUGAGAUGUCGGACGAAUUUUACCAGAGUCUUGGGUUGCCCAGCAGUGCUAUGAGCUACGGAGCGAAAGCCGUGAUUGAAAAACCGCCACAGAAGAUCGUUUGUCAUGCGUCUGCGUGGGAUUUCUGCGAUGGAGAAGAUUUCCGGAUAAAAAUGUGCACCAACAUCAAUAUGAGGGACUUUAUCACGGUUCACCAUGAGAUGGGACACAUUAUGUACUACAUACUGUACAAGGAUCAACCGAACCUGUUUCGUACCGGUGCUACGCCAGCCUUCCAUGAAGCGGUUGGCGAUACCAUUGCCCUGUCGGUGACCACACCGAACCACCUGCGUAAGGUAGGAUUGCUGGACGAGUACGAAGACAGCCAGGCGGACAAUGUGAAUGCACUGUUCGAGAUGGCGUUAGAACGGGUGGCCUUCCUACCGUUCGGAUACUUGAUCGAUAUGUGGCGAUGGGACGUUUUCAGCGGAGCGGUCAACGAGAGCGAGUGGAAUGCGCAUUGGUGGAAGUUACGCGAGAAGUACCAAAAGGUGUAUGCUCCGGUACCGCGGUCGGAGGAAGAUUUUGACCCGGGAGCAAAGUAUCAUAUCCCGGCCAGCUCUCAGUAUAUAGCGUAUUUUUUGGCACACAUUCUAGAGUUUCAGUUCUAUCGUGCCCUGUGCAUUGAAGCGGGCCAGUACGAUCCAUCGCAAACAUCUGGCCAACCACUUCACAAAUGUGAUUUCUACGGGAGCAAAGCUGCUGGAGAUAAGUUACGCGAUGGUCUUUCGCUUGGAUACAGUGAGGAUUGGGAGGAUGCACUUGAGAGGCUAACUGGAGAGCGAGAGAUUAGCGGCAAAGCUUUGCUAGAGUACUUCGAGCCUCUGUACCAGUUUCUGAAGGAGGAAAAUCGCAAACUUAAGGCAGCACAAAUGGCAAACAUUGUUGAACGGUACAGUGAACAAUACUCAAUCGCAUGUACUAAGCAAGUGAGGGCCCAGUAUGCCACACAGGUCGACGUAGGCAAUCCUCAGCUGCAGCAACAGCUUACGGACGUGUUAGCGGAAAAUACUCAAUUCGUGUUGGAAAACUACAAUCGAUAUUUUGCCGAUGUAGAUCCGAAGGAUGUUUCGGACCCUAUUGUAAGUCGCCAGCUCGAAUUUUUAACGCAAAUAUCAAUCAACAAGCUGCCCGCCCAAGAUCUAACUAAGUUACAACAUGCCUUGGGCAGAAUGCAAAACAUGUACAGCAGUGCUACGAUUUGUCCGUAUCGUGAUCGGAAGUGUUCUGAAGGAAGGCUAUCGCUAGAUCCUGAGCUGUACGAAAUAAUGGCCAAGUCGGAGGACUUCGAAGAGCUGCAGUACGUGUGGAAUGAGUGGCGGCGCGUUACGGGUCGCAACAUGAAACCCGACUUUAAGAGCUAUGUAGACAUGAUGAAUCGUGCCGCCAACCUGGGAGGAUUCCAGGACAUGGGAGAACUAUGGAGAUCCUCGUUCGAACAGGAUGAUUUUGUCAAUGGCAUGAAGCGUCUGUGGGGUGAGUUGAAGCCAUUUUACGACGAAUUGCAUAAAUACGUCCACCGUAAACUGAAAGCCAUCUAUGGCGAGCGGAUAAAGGAUGACAACAUUCCGGCACAUCUGCUCGGUAAUAUGUGGGCUCAGUCGUGGUUGAACCUGUACGAGCGAACAAAGCCUUUCGAAAAUACGGUCGAUUUGGACAUAACGGAAGCAUUGAAAGCGAAGAACUACACCGUUCGGCAGUUGUUUGAAAUUGCGAACGAUUUCUACGUGGGGCUCGGUCUACCCGAUAACAGCAUGAGCUACGAUACUGCUCGCGGAGCAAUGAUAGAGAAGCCUACGGACGGCCGGGUGGUAACAUGCCAUGCGUCUGCGUGGGACUUUUGCGAUCGACAGGAUUUUCGCAUUAAAAUGUGCACCCGCAUGAAUAUGGAAGACUUUGUGACGAUUCACCACGAGAUGGGCCACAUCAACUAUUACAUUCUGUACAAGGACCAGCCGGUAACACUGCGCAGUGGCGCAAAUCCGGGCUUCCACGAAGCGGUCGGUGACACGAUUUCACUGUCCGUUGCUACACCCAAGCACUUUGAAAAGAUUGGCUUACUGCAGGGCUACAAUGACACGUAUGAGGAGAACAUUAAUGCACUAUAUCAAAAGGCCCUGGAUCGGGUGGCGUUUCUUCCGUUCGGGUUGCUGAUCGAUAUGUGGCGCUGGGAAGUUUUCGCAGGCAAGGUAGACUAUUCGCGCUGGAACGAGCGUUGGUGGGAGCUUCGCGAAGAGUACCAAAAAGUGUCUGCUCCGGUCGAGCGGGAUGGUGAUGACUUUGAUCCGGGCGCAAAGUACCAUAUCCCAUACGAUAGCCAGUAUGUGUCGUAUUUCAUAGCACACAUCCUGGACCUGCAGCUGCACAAGGCACUAUGUACGGCAGCAAACCAGUACGAUCCAAACGAUCCGGCAAAACCAUUGCACAAGUGCGACAUCGAUGGAUCGCGAGCUGCUGGUGAUCUGUUACGCGCGGGACUUUCGCUUGGUCGAUCAGUGCACUGGUCGGAAGCACUGAAAGCGAUGACGGGCGAAACGGAACUACGGAGUGAUGCUUUGCUCGAGUACUACAAACCGCUGUACGAGUUUUUGAAGGAAGAAAAUGCCAAAGCAGGAAGCGCCCGAUUUGUGCCAGUCUGCAACGGUGGAACCAUGUACGGAAUGCUACUGGAGAGUGUUCAACAUUUUGUACAGUUGGAGUAUGGAGAAUUCGUUUGGCGUCAGGCCCUACUCACAACGGGAUGUAAAAAUACAGUAUUCAACACACACCAGCUUUACCCGGAUAAUUUGAUACCUGACCUUGCAGCAGCACUUUCGGCUAUAACAGGAAAACCGUUCGAUGAGUUUAUGAUAUUUUUCGGACGUUGUUUCGUUCGAUUUUUUAGUAAUUUCGGUUAUGAUGAGUUGAUCAAGGCAACAGGUCGCUAUUUCUGCGAUUUUCUACAUUCAGUUGAUAACAUUCACCUGCAGAUGCGCUUCACUUAUCGCAAGAUGAAAAGCCCAUCUAUGCAGCUGACGGAAGUGGAUGAAAAUGGUGCCGUACUGGUGUACAGAAGCACACGGACCGGAUUCUCGAAGUAUCUUCGUGGGCAGCUUUUGGAAAUAGCCAAGCAGUUGUACGGGAUGGACGUCAGCAUCAAGGUACUGGAAAGCCAGAACGAUACUCCCGGUGGUACAUCGGGAUCAACUGCACCACAAGGCGGCUUGAAGACGGUUAUCGUGAAGUAUCGGUUGGACUUUGACAAUCGUGAAUAUAUGCAGCGGCGUGUUCAUAUCAAAGCACAUCCGUCACAGCUACAGUUGACACCGGUGAAUAGUAAACUGUUGCUGAAUUUAUUCCCAUUCGCUCUAAUCCUGAACGAGGAAAUGAAAAUUACUGCCGUGGGUGAGAAACUCAUCGAAUCGUGGAUGCUGAACAAUGUGAAUCGAUCACCUACGGAACUGCUCGGGGCAAAAGUAACUGAUCAUUUCAAACUUCGUCGACCGAGCGGUAUAACGUUCACCUGGGAAAAUAUUAAACGGCUGCAAACUGUUUUAUUUGAGAUACAGCUCCUGAAGGGCUCUUCGGCAAAAGGCUCAAAAGACGAGUCGAAAAUAGUCGAUACUAAAACAUCAUUAUCGCAGGUGGAUACGGGCUCCUCGACAGAAGAUGCGGCAAAGAUAAUGACCUCCAUUCCACGGCGGGGCUCUCAAGGGCUUCGCAGCAUUUUGUUGAAAGGUGAAAUGCGGUACAUCAAAGACAUAAAUUCCCUUGUAUUUCUAUGCAGUCCCCUCAUCAACAACUUGGAAGAGUUACGUGAAAUGGGACUGUACCUAAACGAUCUCAACCCUCACGGGCUUAGCCGUGAGAUGGUGUUUUCUGGAUUUUCGCACUAUUCCCGGCUCGAUUUGAUGUGUGAACGCGAGGAACAACGGGCCGAGGAACUAGAAACAUCGCUUGCCCUCGCUGACUCCUGGAAACGGCAAGGUGAUGAGCUGCUGUACUCAAUGAUUCCUCGCUCCAUAGCGGAACGGUUGCGAGAGGGUCAGAAUCCUCACGAGACCUGUCAGAGCUUCGAGGAGGUCACGGUACUGUUCGCCGAGGUGCAGGAAACGAUCACCGGUGAUGAUUCGAUCAAAUACGCCAUGACCACGGUAAACACAUUGAACGCUGCUUUCAGUGCUUUUGAUGAGCUGAUCCAUUCACCGAUGGCCUAUAAAGUGGAGACCGUUGGAAAGGUGUACAUGGCGGUGAGCGGAGCUCCGGACAUAAAUCCAUUUCAUGCGCAGCACAUGGCUGAUCUGGCAUUAGAUAUGCUACACAGUAUACGGCAGCUUAAUCUACCUGGAGUAGGAGUCAAAAUAGGCUUUCACUCUGGGCCAAUAGUGGCCGGAAUCGUGGGAUUGAAGGUACCGAGGUAUUGUCUUUUCGGUGACACGGUAAAUACGGCCUCGCGGAUGGAAAGUAGCGGAGAGACGGAUUGCAUCCAGGUGUCUGGAUACACUGCACAAAAGCUCAAAAAGCUUGGAUAUGUGCUGGCGUACCGUGGAAAGGUAGCCGUCAAGGGUAAAGGAGACAUGGAGACGUUCUGGCUACAAGGACCGCCGCAAAAAAAGAAAUAAAAAUGUAGUGUGAACCAGGUCGUGCCUUUUGCAGCGAGUAUUGUAGAAUGUUCUUCAAAAGAAACUGUGGAUUGUUUUAACGAAGCGUCUUAGUAUAGUGUUAUAUUUAUUAUUACGUGUAAUUUCACCAAGACACUUUAGAGUUUACCAGGCUAUAUGCGACCACACAAAUAAAUGCAACGGUUUAUGAUCUUCAAA
Anopheles merus is the source of this 7966-nucleotide messenger RNA. RefSeq lists its product as uncharacterized. Gene Ontology annotation, molecular function: peptidyl-dipeptidase activity; metallopeptidase activity; transmembrane transporter activity. NCBI's taxonomy places the organism in Eukaryota, Metazoa, Arthropoda, Insecta, Diptera, Culicidae. The transcript is spliced from 17 exons. The record is from RefSeq and is a predicted model, not a curated record. Gene Ontology annotation, biological process: proteolysis; intracellular signal transduction; cGMP biosynthetic process. Gene Ontology annotation, cellular component: plasma membrane. Bases 509 to 7768 code for a protein of 2419 amino acids.